This is a messenger RNA of Lodderomyces theae, 894 nucleotides long. RefSeq lists its product as uncharacterized. Lineage: Eukaryota; Fungi; Ascomycota; Pichiomycetes; Serinales; Debaryomycetaceae. The transcript has a single exon. Bases 1 to 894 code for a protein of 297 amino acids. Gene Ontology annotation, cellular component: endomembrane system. The record is from RefSeq and is a predicted model, not a curated record.
AUGAAGCUUGUAUUCUUAUUCCUUCUCGUUGUGGUUGGGAUUGUGAGUGCCUGGAGCUCCGAAGAUUACGAAAUAUUUAAACUCAAUGACAAGGUGCGUCAAGUGUUGGGUCCAGAAGUCAACUUCUACCAGUGGUUCAAUUUGACAAAAGGACCAAAAUCAACCCCAGUGGAGAUCAAAAAGGCGUAUAGAAAAUUGUCAAAAGCAUUGCACCCUGACAAAUUCAGCUCCAAUGCUGCAAGAAAGAAAGCGGAAGAAAAGUAUGCUAUUUUGUCGUCGGUUAACAAUAUCUUACGGGAUGCUGCAAGAAAAGAAAGAUAUGACUACUUUUUAAGCAAAGGCUUCCCAAAGUGGAAAGGGACAGGGUACCUUUAUUCCAAGUUCAGACCAGGGUUGGUUUUGACUGUGGUUGUUGUUUAUAUUCUCGUUGGUGCAUUGCACUAUUUUGCUUUAAAAAUAAACAGAAGGCAGAGUUUCAAAAGGGUUGCUGAGUACAAGAACCAGAUCAAAAACCAGGCCUGGAAUGGGUCCAUAGUACCACCUUCAGAUGGAUCGGAUAGAAGGCUUGUCAAUCAGGAAAACAACACUACAUUUAUCGUUAAAAACACAGGUGAUGUCUAUGUUGAAGACGACGAAGGACUGCAUUUAGUUGAUGAGUAUGACAUCAAUGUGCAUCCAACUUUUAAAGACACAUUGUUUUUCAAAGUGCCUGCAAAGUUGUACAACUUGACAUUGGGGAAAGUAUUGACACCAAUCAGCACAGCAGUCACAUACAAGAAACCAGUUGCAAAAGUUAAUGACGAAGACCAAGUUGAAUUUGUGAAAAAGAAAAAGAGUAAAGGGAAAAAGAUGGAAUUACCAAACGGAAAAGUAGUAUAUAGUAGAAAGAAAUAG